Molecule: messenger RNA, 763 nt
Organism: Helicoverpa zea (corn earworm)
Lineage: Eukaryota; Metazoa; Arthropoda; Insecta; Lepidoptera; Noctuidae
Exons: 5
Coding region: 29-763 (244 amino acids)
Source: RefSeq, a predicted model, not a curated record
UAUGUGUUUGUUAUAAUAAGUGUCAGUGAUGGUCACAUGGCUCCUGUUAAUAGUGCUGGCGGUUUCCGCCGCCGGCCUACAACUCAAUGACGAGGAGUACUUCUCUUUGCCGCGGCUGUACGCGCUGGACGACUGGGAGGCGUGCGCGGCGCGGCGCGGCACCUACUGCCUCGGCGCCUUCGAGCUGCGCGCGCACAAUAACCCGCAACUCUUGCAUGUCGCACGGCACUUUUCCGACGGCCCAUACCAAUACAACCACACGCUGAUCCACCGAGGACUAUGUCUGUCCACCUCCUGCAAGCACAUGCCCCCCACAACUCCUGGAGAGACGUUCAGCCGCUGCGUGAACAACUUGACGAUCGCCCAGUAUGGCCUCGGCACCAACCUGACGACCUUCAACUAUUGCAGCAGACCAGGCAGCGAAGGGAAGCCGGUGGAUACCUGGGACAUGGCUUUCUUGUACAUCACGGGUCUGAUACUGCUGAUGAACGUGGUGGGGACAGCUUAUCAUGUCUUCAGAGUCAAGGACACAGAGAACGAGACAGAGAAACCUUACAAGCAAUUAAUGGCCUGGUCCGUCGUGGCGAGCUGGCAGCGCUUGACGGCAGAUUAUGGAGACAGCGACCCAAGGCUGAGCGCGCUUCAACCAGUGCAUGGGGUCAAAGCCUUGACGUUGAUACUAGUGAUCCUGGCUCACUCAGUUGUGGCCUACCACGGCGCGUAUCUUUUCAACCCUCAAUACUUCGAAAAGGUUGGUAAUUGA